Ostertagia ostertagi is the source of this 306-nucleotide messenger RNA. The record is from the annotation of a GenBank genome assembly. NCBI's taxonomy places the organism in Eukaryota, Metazoa, Nematoda, Chromadorea, Rhabditida, Trichostrongylidae.
AUGAUGCGUUACCUCCUCUAUGCAGCUCCAGGAUUUGGUUGUCUCAUCGGCCUGAUUCCUGCCAUUUUUCUGGUGCGAUGUUGUGGGUCUCGUGGAACGUUGUCAGCAGCAUUGGUAAUGUCUGCGAUCCUCACAGCAAUGCUCCCAAUCCUGUCUCAAUUCGGAUUUCUGGCGUUGUUUCCUCUUCGCCUGCUGAUUGGUGUCAGUUUUGCACCCGCAUUACCUGUUGCUGGGGCGAUUUGUGCCAGUUGGGGAUGCCUGAACGAACAGCUUCUUUUCAUCGGAACCGUCUUCGCCUUCAUACAU